GCCCGCGGCUCCGGUCUCGCUCCCGGGCUGCGGGUCAUGCGCUCAGCGCACAAAUAUAGCCCGGGCGCCCGCGGCUGGCGGCGGGGCUUCCGGCUCCAGCGAGUGGCGGGCGGCGGCGGCAGGGGCGCGGGCGGCGGCAGUCACGGUAAUUUUAUGCUCCCAACAUGGGACAUAAAGUGGUCACAUUCGACAUUUCUGCCAUCAGAGGCCUGUGGGAAACGCGCGUCAAGAAGCACAGAGCUUGGCAGAAGAAGGAGGCAGAGAGACUGGAGAGAAGCGCCUUGGAAAAGAUAAAGGAGGAGUGGAGCCUCGUGGCCGAGUGCCGCCGAAGAGGCGUCCCCCAGGCCGCCUGCUGCAGGAACGGCUUCGUGGACACCAGCGUGCGGCUGCUGGACAAGCUCGAGAGGAACCUGCUUCUGCGGCAGAGCUCGCCUUCCGAGGGCAGGGGCAAAGGCAGCAGCAAGUUUGUGUUUGAGCUUUCAGGAGAGCACUGGACGGAGCUCCCCGACUCCUUGAAGGAGCAGACGCACCUGAAAGAAUGGCACAUAAGCCAUACCCUGAUUGAAACCAUUCCUGCCUAUAUCAAGCUCUUCCAAGCGAUGAGAAUUCUGGAUCUGCCAAAAAACCAGCUCUCCCAUCUUCCGGCUGAAAUCGGCUGUUUGAAGAACCUUAAAGAACUCAACGUGAGUUUCAACCAUCUGAAGAGCAUUCCUCCAGAAUUGGGAGAGUGUGAAAAUCUCGAGAAACUGGAUUGUUCUGGAAAUCUAGAAUUAACUGAGCUCCCCUUUGAAUUAAGUAAUUUGAAGCAAGUUACAUUUGUAGAUAUCUCAGCAAACAAGUUUUCCAGUGUCCCCAUCUGUGUCCUGAGGAUGUCCAGUUUGCAGUGGUUGGAUAUCAGCAACAAUAGCCUGAAUGACCUGCCACAAGAUAUAGACAGGCUCGAGGAGCUGCAGACGUUUCUCCUGUACAAGAACAGGCUGACCUACCUUCCCUAUGCCCUGCUCAACCUGAAGAAGCUCACCUUGUUGGCUGUCAGUGGGGACCAUUUGGUGGAGCUCCCGACGGCCCUCUGUGACUCGUCCACACCUUUAAAAUUUGUAAACCUUAUGGACAAUCCCAUUGAUAAUAUUCAGCGUCAAGAUGGUGAAGAAAUGAUGGAAAGUGAACAAGAUCGUCAACACUUUGAUAAAGAAUUUAUGAGAGCCUAUAUUGAAGAUCUUAAAGAAAGAGAAUCUGUUCCCAGCUAUACCACCAAAGUGUCUUUUAGCCUUCAGCUCUGAUGCCAUCCAUCAGAAGACCUCAGAAUCUCCCUGUCUGUGCAGCUGCGAAUCUUCGUGCUGUGGGCCCUGUCAUCUGGGAGUGAUGGCUUGUGCUUAAGCAGCAAGCCUAAAAACCAUGGCCGUAACUUCGGGGAAAUGACUUUCAAAUUCCAAGUGUAUGAAUACUUCUCUCUGUGGACUGGGGAAUUGAUCAAUGGGUUUAUAGAUUGAUAUUUAAAGGCUCAUUUGCAUACACUUGUUUCCAAAUAAUGCACAUUUAAUAGUUUAGAAAUGCAUUUUUUUUUUAAUUGUAACUUAGACCAAAUUCUGAAGUUGUGUUGUUUUCAGGCAUCAAGGGAUAGAGGGUCAGUGAAAGAGCAUUUCUAUUGGAUGAAUCCAGAUCAGAGUUUAUUUUAUUUUGUGAUUUUGAAGGAGUUUUAAUGCAUCAUUUCUUUUACUGAGAAUAAUUGUCCUUGGAUUUAUACAAAUUUCUAUUCCCGUAUGUUUUAAAUUGCGAGUGUGGGUGUGGGGAAGCACAGGACUUGGUUGGAAAAUUUGUAAGGAGGAAGCUCCAAAAGGUCAGAACCUCCGGGGGGAGUUGGCUGAAGGCGUCCGCCCCUGCUUUGACUUUUCCAAACAAGUCUGAGCCCCCCGUGUUUACUGGAAUCUUUAUGCUUCAUCUUUAGAUGUCCUUACGUAAAGGACACAGUGUCUUCUCAAGGAUGCUACCCUGCUGAUAGUAUCUAAUAGUUAAUUUUAGUUCAAGCUGUUGUUACAAUAAAAGCCUGAGGAGGUAGGCAAACGGGGCUGUUUGGUUUCUCCAGCCAAGCAGUCCCUUAGCCCUCUCUUUCACAGCAA
Eptesicus fuscus (big brown bat) is the source of this 2117-nucleotide messenger RNA. RefSeq names its product leucine rich repeat containing 2 (gene LRRC2). NCBI's taxonomy places the organism in Eukaryota, Metazoa, Chordata, Mammalia, Chiroptera, Vespertilionidae. The record is from RefSeq and is a predicted model, not a curated record. Gene Ontology annotation, molecular function: protein binding. The coding region runs from base 165 to 1280 and encodes 371 amino acids. The transcript has 9 exons.